AUGGACUCUGACAAUCUGUCGAAACAGGUAGAAGAGAUUGAGGCUCUAAGGUCAAUUUAUGGUGAAGAUUGGGUAAUUGACAAUGAAUCUUCCAGAUCAUAUAGCAUUAAAGUAAAGGAUCAUAAAAAUGAAGUUAUUUUAUACAUUACCAUGCCUGAUGACUAUCCAAGUAUGAGUCCACCAAAGUACGAAUUAUCAGCACCUUGGAUGGAUAGAAAAGCUAAAGAAAAUUUGCACUAUUCUUUAGAUGAAAUAUAUCUAGAAAAUUUAGGUGAAACAGUUAUAUUUCAAUGGGUUGAAAAAAUAAGAGAGGUUCUACAAAAAAUAAAGCCAGUUGAGCCAGAUAAAAAGGCAGCUAAAGAUCUACAUGAGAAACAAGCUUUAUCUCAGUUAGAAAUUAUAAAUAACUGUCCAGAGAUAACACAUGGGGAAGUAAUUCUUGACAGAAAAAGCUCAUUUCAAGGCCAUGCAGCUGAAGUGCACAGCGUUGAUGACGUCAAUGCAGUCCUAAUGACACUUAAGCAAAAUAAGAAAAUAUUAAAUGCGACACACAACAUGUAUGCAUACAGAAUAGAGAGGAAGACGGAGAAAGGUACAACAAUGUUGCAGGAUUGUGAUGAUGAUGGAGAGACUCAUGCUGGUGGGCGGAUGCUGCAUUUGCUUCAGAUACUGGACCAGAAAAGUACAUUGGUUGUAGUUUCUAGAUGGUAUGGUGGCAUACAAUUAGGUCCAGAUAGAUUCCGUCACAUCAACAAUGCGACGCGACAAGUGAUACAACAAGCUGGUCUUCUAAAGAAA
Messenger RNA from Brenthis ino (lesser marbled fritillary), 798 nucleotides. NCBI's taxonomy places the organism in Eukaryota, Metazoa, Arthropoda, Insecta, Lepidoptera, Nymphalidae. The record is from the annotation of a GenBank genome assembly.